AAUUUGAAUUGUUUCACACAUUUGUUUAUAGGUGUUUGUAGAUAUUUAUUAUAUAUAUAAUGUCGAUCACACAACACCAUAGGGAAACCGUUGUUCAUCACCAAAUUGAUGAAGAAACACCACUAGUUCCUAAAUCACCUAGAUUUAAACCAGGGUUGGAUCUUCUUAAUCAUGUAUUAAUAGCCAAACAAAAAAAAGUAUAUUCUGCAAUUGCAUUGGCAGACAUCUUUCAGAAAGUUGUAUACACCACAAUCAUAACAAGCUUUGUCUUAUAUGCUUUUACAUAUCUGGAUUGCACUUACGAACAUUCUUUGAUUGUUUAUUUUAUUUUUGCUGUUUGUUCAUGGAUAACAGCAGCUACAGUUAACUUAUUUGCAGAACAUUUUGUGAUCAGAAGAACUGCUAUUGUUGUUGGUUUUGUUAUCUAUUUUUUCGGUGUUGCUGGGUUGACAGGUUUAUCUGCACACAUUUUAAAUGGCCCGUUUAUACUACGAUAUCUUACUGUUAUACCUCUUUAUCUGAUAUGCUUGGGAGAAGGAUUAUGCAAAACGUUUGUUGGAGAUUUUGGACACGACCAGUUUUCCGAAACAAGGUUAUCAGAAAAACUUCAUUCGUACACAACUAAACUGUAUUGGAUUGGCCACCUGUUCGCUUUAGUGUUGAUAGCUUUCUUAUUAGGUAUUAUGGAGUUUGCUAGCUAUGAAGUGGGGUUAGGAUUGUGUUGCGUUUGCCUUGGUGCUGGUUUUAUGUCAUUUUGUAUUGGAUGGUCAAAGUUUAAACGCCCAGAAAAAUCAAAAGUUAAUGUGUUGAAGCUGCUUUACAACAUAAUAACUGAAGCAAAAGCAGUUAAAAAAUCUGUCUCACUGAAAAGAAAAAGUGGAUAUUCAAUUUCCAGAGAACCAACCCUACACUGGUUAGAUUAUGCAACAAUUAAAGUUGGUGGAAGGUUUUCCCAUGCUGAAGUGCAAGAAGCUAAAUCUUUUUUCAAGAUUUUUGCAAUAUUUUUAUCAUUCAUACCAUAUUGGAUUUGCAAUGCCCAGGGUUAUAGUACCUUCAUUUAUCAAGGUUUUCAUCUUGAUAAAAGAAUUGGAAGUGUUUAUGUUCCAGUAUCAUGGAUUGCUCUAGUGAACAUUGUAGCUGUCUUGAUUUUUGUGCAGUUGUUGGAGAAACUGAUCUAUCCGUUAUUACGUAGAAAGGGGUAUUCCUUUCCAACUUCAUGGAGAAUUAUGAUGGGGAUGUUUGCUGCUUGUAUUUCUAUGAUGUUAGCCGGUGGAGUGCAGCUUUAUGCACAUAGAAUUCACGCCAACAAUGGUACUUGUUUACAACCAGUUGGGAAAUUGAACAUGACUUGUGUCAGUGGUAUUCACAUCCUCUGGACAGUACCACAGUACAUCUUUCUUGGUAUCAGCGAAGUCUUAGUUGGCUUAACAGGUCUUGGUUUGGCAUGCAAGUUAUGUCCGGGAAUAUUUCAAAAACUUAUUACCAGUGUAUAUUACGUCAUGGUUGCCAUGGGAAAUGCUAUUUCCGUUGUAGUUGUGAGAUCUGGUUGGUUUCCGACCGGAGAGUAUUUUAAUCGGCAUGAAAUGGUGAUAUAUUUCUUCGGUUUGGCUGGAGUGGCAUUACUGGGAUUAUUGCUGUUUAUGUUCGUACAAUCGAGACAAGAUUACGUCAGUGCUUCAAGUAGAUACAAUACAGAAUACGAGUCGUCUCACGUGGAGAUUUGUGCGCAUGACGAUAAUUUCCCUGGUCACACAGAAGAAAAUGUUGUAUAAAAGAGUUUUUUUAAAUUUUAUAAUGUAAAUACAGACAUAAAUCUUAAA
Messenger RNA from Hydractinia symbiolongicarpus, 1820 nucleotides. Its product is annotated as solute carrier family 15 member 4-like. Bases 60 to 1772 code for a protein of 570 amino acids. Gene Ontology annotation, molecular function: transmembrane transporter activity. The record is from RefSeq and is a predicted model, not a curated record. Gene Ontology annotation, biological process: transmembrane transport. Lineage: Eukaryota; Metazoa; Cnidaria; Hydrozoa; Anthoathecata; Hydractiniidae. Gene Ontology annotation, cellular component: membrane. The transcript has 5 exons.